Hippoglossus stenolepis (Pacific halibut) is the source of this 1547-nucleotide messenger RNA. RefSeq names its product acidic (leucine-rich) nuclear phosphoprotein 32 family, member A (gene anp32a). Gene Ontology annotation, molecular function: histone binding. Gene Ontology annotation, biological process: regulation of apoptotic process. The record is from RefSeq and is a predicted model, not a curated record. The transcript is spliced from 7 exons. Gene Ontology annotation, cellular component: nucleus. Bases 138 to 908 code for a protein of 256 amino acids. Lineage: Eukaryota; Metazoa; Chordata; Actinopteri; Pleuronectiformes; Pleuronectidae.
CGACAAUCCCGCGCCGCGCUCCCGCCCACCGAGCGGAUCAAGUUUGAAUGAACGGCAGCAGCUGCUCCGGAGCGCGGACGCACACUUGGAUUUGCGGUAAUUAUUGAAAAGUGCGGCUCGCUCAUCGCUGAUCCAGGAUGGACAUGAAGAAGAGGAUUCACCUGGAGCUGCGGAACCGCACUCCGGCUGAUGUCAAAGAACUCGUGUUAGACAACUGUCGCUCGAACAAAGGAAAGAUCGAGGGUCUAACAGACGAGUUUGAGGAGCUGGAAUUUCUAAGCACAAUCAAUGUUGGACUGACGACAGUCGGCCACUUGCCAAAGCUAAACAAACUCAAAAAGCUUGAACUCAGCGACAACAGGAUCUCAGGAGGGUUGGAAGUUCUGGCCGACAAGUGCCCCAGCCUCACACACCUCAACCUCAGCGGCAACAAGAUUAAAGACCUCAGCACGAUAGAGCCAUUGAAAGAACUGGCGACGCUGAAAAGCCUCGAUCUGUUUAACUGUGAAGUGACAAACCUGAACGAAUACAGAGACAACGUGUUCAAGCUACUACCCCAGCUCACGUACCUGGACGGCUACGACAAAGCCGACAAAGAGGCGCCGGAUUCUGACGCCGAGGUUUACGCAGAGGGCUUGGACGACGACGACGACGAGGACGAUGAUGAGGAGGAGUAUGAUGAAGAUACAGUACCAGGAGACGAGGAGGAAGAGGGGGAGGAAGAUGAAGAGGAGAACGAAGAAGAGGAAGAGGACGACGUCAGCGGAGAGGAGGAAGAGGAGGAAGACGUGAACGACAAAGAGGCUGACGAUGAUGAAGAGGGAGAGGGAGAGGAGGAGGAGCGAGGCCAGAAGAGAAAACGGGAGCUGGAUGAAGAAGGGGAGGAGGAUGAGGACGAGGAUGAUUGAGAAUCCUCCAGAAGAAGCUAAGUUGUGAACUGUUUUAAACUUGUUAUCUCCCAGUCACUCCCCAGCAGCCCCAUGUAUCCCCCCCCCCAGUUUCAUAUUGCAGUAGGAGUGGUUUCUUGUUAUUGGCCAGUCAGGUAGACGGGGUUGUCUGGAGAAAUGAGUAAAACUUCUGUCCCCUUGAUGCUCCCGUGUUCCCGUCUUUAAUGUCCACUUUUGACUGCUUCGUGGACACCGAGUUUUGUAAUAUCCAAUAUUAGCAAAGAUAAACCUUUUUAAGAAACAUUUUGUUUUCUCACUGUUUGUGUAAGACCAGUUUCUGAUGACUUAUGUAUUUGAAGACCCCCUACGCCCCUUCAAAAGAAAACCAGAAAAUGAAACAAAAAAAAGAGUGCAUGUCUAAAACAUUUUAAAGUCAACAACUGGAUUCCAUGUGCGGCUGUCCUCUCCUCGUCUUAAACUUAUUUUUGCAUUGUACUUUUUAUUUUUUAUUUUUUAAUGUAAGUUAUGUGUUUGUAGUGUCACCAGUAUGCCAAUACUCUGCUGUCCUGGUGUGAACCUUGUGUCUGAACAUGCACAGUGUGUGACCCUCACUGGGCGUAUUUUUAAAUCAUAGCAAAAACAAUAAAAAAAAAAAAAACA